AUGAACAACAAUAAUAAUCCACCAGAGCUCAGCCAGACCUCCGCCGCCGGUGACACCAAAUACAAAGGUGUACGACGGCGGAAAUGGGGUAAAUGGGUAGCGGAAAUCCGCCUCCCCAACAGCCGCGACAGAAUAUGGCUCGGUUCCUAUGACUCGCCGGAGAAAGCUGCCCGUGCUUUUGACGCUGCCCUCUUCUGCCUACGUGGCCGACAAGCUAAGUUCAACUUCCCCAACCAACCACUGCCCGACAUUCUCGACGCUCACUCCCUCACUGCCCAUGAAAUCCAACAGCUGGCAGCUAAAUUCGCUAAUGAUUAUGAACACUCCUCCAGUAGUGCUGACCAAAACAACGCCGCCGUUGACCGUCUCCAAGCUCCUCCCGCCACCUCCGACCAAAACAUUGACUGGUCAUUCCUCGACAACCUCGACGCAGUUGACUACACUCCAGACGCUUCUAAUCUCUUCCCGCUUUACAACGACGACUUUGAUAACAUAUUAACCAGUGAUUUUUACCAAUCCCCGAAUGACCAUUACGACGAUGAAGACAGCAUCCCCGCCGGUCAAUCGUUUCUCUGGAACUUUUAAACCCAUCAUUAAAGAACCCUCUUUUU
Molecule: messenger RNA, 611 nt
Organism: Cucurbita maxima (winter squash)
Lineage: Eukaryota; Viridiplantae; Streptophyta; Magnoliopsida; Cucurbitales; Cucurbitaceae
Product: ethylene-responsive transcription factor ERF017-like
Exons: 1
Coding region: 1-585 (194 amino acids)
Biological process (GO): regulation of DNA-templated transcription
Molecular function (GO): DNA-binding transcription factor activity; DNA binding
Source: RefSeq, a predicted model, not a curated record